Messenger RNA from Botrytis cinerea B05.10, 1698 nucleotides. RefSeq lists its product as hypothetical. Gene Ontology annotation, cellular component: membrane. The transcript has 5 exons. Bases 361 to 1284 code for a protein of 307 amino acids. The record is from RefSeq and is a predicted model, not a curated record. Lineage: Eukaryota; Fungi; Ascomycota; Leotiomycetes; Helotiales; Sclerotiniaceae.
GGGGUUUUGUUAUCUUUACAUCAUUGAGCCAAAUAUUUUACUUGGGGUCUACCCAAUGCAAUGCUUUUGUCCGGGGCUGAGCACCAACAACAGGUUGCUAGAAUAGGGAACCAAUUCGUCAAAUGAAUAUGAGUAUGGUCAGAGACAAGUCGAAAUAAAUACAACAUGAUCAAUAGCUAACAUAUAAGUACAUGACUUGUAUCUCGCCUUCUCUCGUUUCUCUUCUCUCGAAAAAGAAUAUUCAGAAAUCUUCAGAAACCUCUAACUUCAUUUCACUUACUACAAUCAUCUUAAGCUGCAUCCUCUCUCACUCAAUAAUCCGCAACCAUUCAAAUCACAGAAGAAACUCCCUCGCUAACAAUGGUUUUUACACCAGAACCCGGAACACUAUCUCACUACAACUACGACCCAUCGUUCGAAGCCGCCAUCGCAGUCGGCGUACUCUAUUCCUUGGCAUUUUUCGUUACCUUCUUCCAAUGGCUUAGAUACAAUGCCGGGGUAUGGGCCAUCAUGGUUGUUGCUGCUGCCAUGGAAGGAGCCGGCUAUAUUAUCAGAGCACUCUCCACGAAACACGUUACUGAGAAAUCAAUAUAUGUGGCGCAAACUGCACUUAUUGUGCUAUCACCUGUGCUCAUGGCCGCUGCUUGCUAUAUCAUUUUUGGGAGAAUCAUUUAUCACAUCGUCCCAAAGGAAGCACGAACCACCAAGCUCCUCUGGAUUCCCCCUCGGUUCAUUACCCCUAUUUUCGUAGUCUGCGACAUCCUUGCGCUUCUCCUUCAACUAAUUGGUGUCGUGCGCAUCACAUCCAUCGAUAUUACCUCUGUCGACGCGCAAUCCAAGCUAACUCAAGGGGAAAACAUUGCUCUGGUUGGAGUUGCAAUUCAGAUGGCAUGUUUUGGGCUUUUUUCCAUCAUCGCUAUUCGGUUCAAUUUUACGUCUCGACGCUUCACAUCGGAUUUUCAACAACGCGUUACUCUUCCAAAUGAUAGCAAGAGCAAGAAUGAGGAAUAUGUGAUAAUAGACGGAGCAGAGAAGAAGCUCAAGCCAAAUUGGCAGGCGCUAUUACAUGUGGUCAAUAUUACUUGCAUGUUGAUUCUGAUUAGGAGUGUUUUUCGCAUGGUAGAUUUUGCUCUGGGAAGGACGGGGUACACUGAAGAACAUGAGUGGUGUCUAUAUGUUUUCGAUGCGUUGCCUAUCUUUCCUUGUGUGGCACUCUUCAAUUAUUGGCACCCAGCAAAAUACCUCCCAUAUCUGCAAUGGGGAUUGCCAAAGCAUCCCAGAUGAAUCAAUGCAAACUCGAAGCCGCGAUUAGAAGGCAAUAAUUGACGAAGUCGUUGGAAGAGUAUUCGAUUUUGGUUCGUAGGAGGAUUUAGAUGGUGAAGACAACUGCGUAUUAGCCGUGUGAGAUCUUUUCAUCUCUCGGGUUUGUUUAAUACGAUUUGCUAAGAUAGUUGCGAGUAUACUUAGCUGUGUGAUUUAAUAGCAUUUACCCUUAUCUCUAGUCGUCAUUAUCGAGUACCUCUUAAUUUACCAAUACAGAAAAACACCACUUAUAGAACUGUAGCCGGCGCAUUGAUCAGAGGACGGAGCCGGUCUUCAUGCUCACUCCAUGUCGCAACCGACAUGGCGAAUUGGUUACCCUUUUCGGAAUGGUGCUUAUGUACGUAAAUACUAUCAUACACUCUUAAUCGCGGUCAG